AACAAAAUUGGUCCAAGUACUAAGUGCGCAAAAAAUGGCCAAUGUUUUUCUACAUCACUACCUCGUGUUGGUUCAGCAUCAGAGGUGACGGAAUGUUGCCACCUAUCAGUGCGGAUGAAAGGCGCUGAGGCAGACUGGACGCCCAUACAAUGCACAGACAGGGAGUGUAGCCACUCCUUGAUGAAGGCUCCGCAUCUGCACUGUCCAUUCUGCUCCCAGGACAGUCUCUUCACUGAGGAGAUUCUCCUCAAGGCGCACUACGUACAGGGUCAAGUACGUGGAUAAAGGCAUCAACUUUGGGGGAUGUCAACCAGAUCUUCACCACAUACACUGACCCAGCACCCAACAGUACCAGCCUGGUAACACACCUCAUAGUCCCCCAGUCACAGCAGCCAUCGGAGACAGACACAUCAUCCCCGGGGCUAUGAGCAGACUGAUGGGCAGCAGCCGCAGAUCGAGUACCAGUAUGCCUGCAUAAAUGAUCCGAGUCAGAGCACUGCCAAUGGGGAAGUUGUCCUUAUUGAAAUACCAGAUGAAGGAAGCAAAGAGGAUUUGGAGGACGAGACUUGCUACACAGAGCACAACUUGUCGCUGCUGCUGCAGGAGAAGGAAAGUCUGGAGAAGACUCUUGAGGAGGAGCGGACCACGUGGGCCCAGACAGAGCACAGAAUGAAAGGUACUAUAGAAAGGCUUCGUACAAAGGUUGAGUAUUUGUCCAACACAAACAUGUCACUCAAGCAGCAGCUGUCCAUGAUUCACACGUCCAGUUUGAAACAUCUAACCAACGACAGCGAGAACCAGUCCAUUUUGCAAGAGUUACUGCAACACAUGUCUGAGGAGCACACCCAGCUGCUGCACCACCAUCUAGCACAGCUACGGCUGUACGCUCAGGCCUGUGCAUUAUCCAAAUCAGCCCCCGAGGAAUCUGCAGCUGAAUCUACAGUCUUGGUACCAGACCUGGCUGACCAAUCACAGGACAUCUCACACAUGGCCAUGAUGUCGUCCUCGGAGGGCACCCUUGGGAACAUGGAGCAGACAGUCGUCAUGACGAUAACAUAG
This is a messenger RNA of Patiria miniata (bat star), 1059 nucleotides long. RefSeq lists its product as uncharacterized. The coding region runs from base 670 to 1059 and encodes 129 amino acids. The record is from RefSeq and is a predicted model, not a curated record. The transcript is spliced from 5 exons. Lineage: Eukaryota; Metazoa; Echinodermata; Asteroidea; Valvatida; Asterinidae.